GGAUAGAAUCAAACGAAUCAAGGAAUAGAAUCAAGGACGUACCGAUUCCAAAUGACCUGAGACGUAUGACCAAGCGAAGGAACGAUGUUGAUGGUGAAGGUGGAGCGUUUGAACGUGAUGUGAAUGUGAUGAUGGUAAAACAUAAAAACAAGAUCAGUGAUGUUGAUAAAAGAAGAGAAAAACACGAAUGGAAAAAUAAGAAUUUACCUGAUUUAGAAAUAAGCGAUCAAACUGUGAUGGAUCAAGAUGCUGGGUGA
Molecule: messenger RNA, 257 nt
Organism: Racocetra persica
Lineage: Eukaryota; Fungi; Glomeromycota; Glomeromycetes; Diversisporales; Gigasporaceae
Source: the annotation of a GenBank genome assembly